ACCCACGACCCGAUAAAGCGACGGCUGCGUAUGUGGCUCCGAAUUUGUCGUCCCACAUCGCAGGGGCGCUUUGCAGAUAUUCGCGUGCGUCCUCGCCAGCCUCGCGCCUCUCCUCUCUGCACAGGCUUGAAUUAGCGCACCGUUCGCAGAGCCCCGAGUAAUCAUCGUUCUGUAGCUGCAGAAAUUCUCAUCUCUUGGACGCAACCGGAAGCGAAUAUCAGAUGUCGACCGCAAAAAUAACACCUACAGCCUCUGUCCUCUCUUUGACGAUAAAAAACCUGGGUUUCGGUCUCCGCCUCCCAAGCUACACAAUUCUACCUAACAACUUCAAACAGCGCAAUGGUUGCUCCCAAAGAAGACUGUGUGUAAUGGCGAAAUCAUCCGCCUUGAACCCUCUAGAAGUCUGCGCUAAGGCUUCUGUAACCAUUCCUAACAAGUUGGGUGACUGUCCUUUUUGUCAGAGGGUACUACUGACCAUGGAGGAAAAGCAUCUUCCUUAUGACCUCAAAUUGGUGGAUUUGGGUAACAAACCAGAAUGGUUUUUGAAAAUCAAUGCAGAAGGUAAAGUUCCAGUGGUAAAACUUGAUGAGAACUGGGUUGCAGAUUCAGAUGUCAUCACGCAAUCCCUGGAAGAAAAGUACCCUGAUCCACCAUUGAAGACCCCAGCUGAGAAGGCUUCAAUUGGGUCGAAAAUAUUUUCAACAUUUAUUGGUUUUCUCAAGAGCAAAGAUUCUGCUGAUGGCACUGAGCAGGCACUCCUUAAUGAGCUCAGUUCUAUCAAUGAUCAUAUCAAAGAAAAUGGCCCUUUUAUCAAUGGGAAGGAGAUUUCUGCAGCAGACUUGUCCUUAGGGCCAAAGUUAUACCACGUGGAGAUUGCUUUGGGUCAUUAUAAGAAUUGGGCGGUGCCGGACUCUCUACCUUAUGUGAAGUCUUACAUGCAGAGUGUCUUUUCAAGAGAUUCUUUCGUCAAAACACGAGCGCUUAAGGAGGACGUCGUAGCAGGAUGGCGUCCGAAAGUCAUGGGCUAAACAUGUCUCCCGGCGCUUUAUGCCAUUGCUGGUGAUUUCGUAUGUGUACAUACCUUACCCUAGUAGACUUUGCAAACUACAAUGAUCAGUGGACGGAUUUGUCAUGGUUUUACCGGCGGAGUUAAUUGAUAGAAUCGGCAAUUCUACUUUUUGCUGUCUUGAUAUGGCGAUGGACUUGUAAUUCAUCAAUGACUCUUUUAGCAGGAGUUUACUUAUGGUGCAUCACAAGCAUUGUAUUGUACGAGGCUUGAGGUGGCACUGUAUCGGCUUGUUGCCAUGUAAAGCAGGCUAUUCUAUUUGUAAAUCUCCUCAUUUCCCGUCA
Molecule: messenger RNA, 1350 nt
Organism: Syzygium oleosum
Lineage: Eukaryota; Viridiplantae; Streptophyta; Magnoliopsida; Myrtales; Myrtaceae
Product: glutathione S-transferase DHAR3, chloroplastic
Exons: 8
Coding region: 222-1028 (268 amino acids)
Biological process (GO): ascorbate glutathione cycle; cellular oxidant detoxification; protein glutathionylation
Molecular function (GO): glutathione dehydrogenase (ascorbate) activity
Source: RefSeq, a predicted model, not a curated record